UUCUCCCAGUGAAUAUCCAUCCGUCUGUAGGUCACUGUGAAUGUAAUGCUCAAGUGCAGGAUUUGUAACCCGCAGAAUGAGGGAUGAUCUGCAUUAGCACUAAAAGGAAGACAGGAAUGAAAGCAGCUGGCAUUGACCUGGAGCCAAGCAACAGACUCAGCAAUCCAAGCAGCAAGCAUCCCUCCCUGCCCCCAGCUAAUCAGCACCACUAGAGACUGACAUGUAUGCAGAGGACAGAGUUCUACAUGUAUCCAGAGAGUGAUGGCAGGGAACACAGGCUCUUCCAUACAACGACAAAGUAUUGCAUCUGCAAAUAUCCACUGUCUGUGCCAGGAAGGGAAAUCAGAGAUGAAGAGGUAGGGGAUCGAGCAAGAGUAAAACUAGUGACGUACAUUGGUAGAGGGACACAGAAGCUGGCAGAAGCAGAGAGAGAGGUGCAGAGAAAGACACAGAGAGGGGGUGAGCCCUCACACUGCAGCAAAUGUUCCAACAUUUCCUGCGAAAUGAUUCUGAGGCGGAGUUGGCAGGCAUAAUAAAGGGUAUCGGGUUUGAUGGUAGCUUACACAUUGAAGAGAAUAGUCAGAGUGAUCAGGAGCAGGAGAAAGAAGACUGGCUCCAUAACAGGCAGCAACAGGAAUGUGGGAGAAUAUACAAUGAGCAUUUGGAGGAAGAGAGGCAGAACAGAAGAGGCCAACAGCAGCAAGAAGAAGAGAGUCUAUGUAAAGAACAUCAGGAGGAAGAAAUACUCUUUAGAGAGGAUCAGGGAGGAAAUCUCAUUAGGAAACAGCAUGAGAAUGUAAGGCUACACAGGGAUCAGUUUGAUGAGGAGGAAAGGCUCCGCAGAGAAUACCAGGAAGAAAAGAUCCGUGGGGAACAGUAUGAGGAGGAGAGGCUUCGCAGAGAGCACCAGCAAGAUGCCAGGCUUUGCAGUGAGCAGCAAGAGCAGAAACUCCGCAAACAGCACCUGGAAGAAGUUGAAAGAAUACGAAGAGAUCAUCUAAGACAACCCCAAGCACAGCACGAGGACAAGAGGACCAUUAAGGAAAAGUUCUCACAAGUGGAUUCUGAUAUCUUGCCUAACAUGAUCAGGCACAUUAAAGAGGACGUCGAAGAAGAGGACAGUUGGGAAGAUGAAGAUUCUAGCCACAGUUUGACAGUUCUGCCUACAAAGCUGUGUUGCCCCCAAGCACUGACUCCACUCAGCCCUUCUAGACCCAAGAGUCCAUGGGGCAGGUUUGAUCCGUAUGACUCCUUUGAGGAGGACAGAGAAUAUGUGGGAUUUGCCACCCUUCCCAACCAGAUGCACAGAAAAUAUGUGAAGAAAGGCUUUGAAUUUACUCUCAUGGUUGCAGGAGAAUCUGGUCUAGGAAAGUCUACGCUAAUUAACAGUCUGUUCCUAACUGAUCUAUAUCGAGACCGCCACAUACUAAGCCCAGAAGAACGUGUCACACAAACAGUCGAGAUAGUGAAGCAAACAGUGGACAUACAGGAGAAAGGAGUGCGACUGCACCUGACAAUAGUGGAUACACCAGGCUAUGGGGAUGCUAUCAAUAAUGAAAGCUGUUGGAAACCAGCGGCUGAUUAUAUCGACCAGCAAUUUGAGCAGUAUUUCAGGGAUGAGAGUGGAUUAAACCGCAGGAAUCUUCAGGACACGCGUGUACACUGCUGCCUCUACUUCCUGUCACCAUUAGGACAUGGGAUGAGACCCAUGGACAUAGAAUUUCUGCGAGCUCUACAGGACAAAGUGAAUAUUGUCCCCAUCCUGGGGAAAGCCGACAGCCUGACACCUACAGAGCUGCAACAAAAGAAGCAACGGAUUCGAGAUGAAAUAGAAAAGUACGGAAUUCGAAUUUAUCAAUUUCCAGAAUGUGACUCCGAUGAAGAUGAAGACUUUAAACAGCAGGACAUACAACUGAAAAAAAGCAUUCCAUUUGCCGUCAUUGGAGCUAAUACCAUCAUAGAGGUUAAUGGCAGGCGUGUAAGAGGCCGUAUGUACCCCUGGGGUGUUGUUGAAGUGGAGAAUGAGGAGCACUGUGACUUUAUCAAGCUGCGCACUAUGCUGAUUCGCACUCAUAUGCAGGAUCUGAAGGAUGUAACAAGAGAAACUCACUAUGAGAACUACCGUGCCCAGUGCAUCCAGAAUCUGACACAGCGAGUGGUGAGGGAGAGAAAUCGCAAUAAGCUGACCAGAGAGAGUGGUACAGACUUCCCAAUCCCAAGCAUGCCUCCAUCACCAGAUCAUGAAACACAAAGACUUAUCCGUGAAAAAGAUGAGGAGCUGCGGCGAAUGCAUGAGGUUCUGCAGAAGAUGCAGAGGCAGAUAAAGGACUCACAAUAACCGGAACCGAUCCUCUCCAGUGUAAAAGAUCCUCAUAUUGUCCUUCAUUUUACCUUUCACUCGGUGACCAAUGGUUUAAGAUAGAAGUAUAUAAAAAGCCCAGGUGCUCCCUGCAGGAAAGUUGCUCACUGCUGAAAGGUUGCCAGUAUAACAAAGGCAGACAUUUUAAUGAAUUAUAAGCAGGAUCUCAGAAAACAACCCUGUGGGGGUUUUUAUUACAAAGGUGAUGCCGAGGGAGUACAAAAUGAAAGCUUUAGGGCAGA
This is a messenger RNA of Xenopus laevis (African clawed frog), 2601 nucleotides long. It is a transcript of the gene septin4.L, whose product is annotated as septin-5. Bases 482 to 2338 code for a protein of 618 amino acids. The record is from RefSeq and is a predicted model, not a curated record. The transcript is spliced from 12 exons. Lineage: Eukaryota; Metazoa; Chordata; Amphibia; Anura; Pipidae.